Messenger RNA from Setaria italica (foxtail millet), 1299 nucleotides. Its product is annotated as fatty acyl-CoA reductase 3. The record is from RefSeq and is a predicted model, not a curated record. The transcript is spliced from 9 exons. NCBI's taxonomy places the organism in Eukaryota, Viridiplantae, Streptophyta, Magnoliopsida, Poales, Poaceae. Gene Ontology annotation, molecular function: alcohol-forming very long-chain fatty acyl-CoA reductase (NADP+) activity. Gene Ontology annotation, biological process: suberin biosynthetic process; long-chain fatty-acyl-CoA metabolic process. The coding region runs from base 1 to 1299 and encodes 432 amino acids. Gene Ontology annotation, cellular component: intracellular membrane-bounded organelle.
AUGGAUGCUACUAAGGUUGCAGGGUGUUUCAUGGAUAGGACCAUCCUCGUCACCGGCUCGACCGGCUUCCUAGGAAAAUUGCUGGUGGAGAAGAUACUGCGAGUUGAGCCGGGCGUGAAGAAGCUCUACUUGCUGGUGCGGGCGCCGGCAUACGAUUCGCACGCAUAUCUUACUUUGGUUGUAGGGAAAGAACUUUUCGUCACACUGCAACAAAUACACGGGGACGAAUUCAGCUCUUUCAUCCAAGAGAAAAUAUCACCUGUAGCCGGGGACAUCAUACAUGAGGACCUUGGGCUCCACAGAUCCAAGGUUAAGCAGCUGUCGGAGGAGAUUGAUAUUAUCGUCAAUGGAGCCGCAAUCACCAAUUUCUACGAGAGGUACGACGUUGCUCUGGCAUGCAAUGCUUUGGGAACCAAGAACGUUUGCCAGUUUGCAAAGCAGUGUGCCCAUCUCAGAAUGCUCCUUCAUGUUUCCACCGCUUAUGUAUUAACCGGUGAACAAGAAGGCCUGCUACCAGAGAAACUGAUCCGGAUGGGGGAAACACCGAAGCCAGACUGCCAUCUGGAUAUUGAAGCAGAGCUAGAGCUAGUUCAUGAGGUCAAAGCAACACUCACGGCGCACUCUGUUACUGAAGAUAGCUCACAACAGUUAGAAACGAAGGCCAUGAUGGAACUUGGCUUGAAGAGGGCCAAAUAUUUUGGUUGGCCCAACGUCUAUGUGUUCACCAAGGCUAUGGGGGAGAUGUUUCUUGGCUCCAUGACGGAAGACCUUCCAGUUGUCAUAGUACGGCCAAGUAUUGUAACCAGCACUUUCGAGGAACCGUUUCCUGGAUGGAUAGAAGGAACUAGGACAUUUGAUGUCCUUAUUGUUGGCUACGACAAGCAAACUGUUCCAUGUUUCAUAGGUGAUCACAUGGUGGUCAAUUCUACCAUGGUAGCUAUGGCGGCUCACUACGGAGACAAGACUCAAGUAAUUUACCAUGUGACUUCAGCCAACCAAAAUCCACUGCCAUGCUACAUUCUAGAGGAAUCAACAUAUGCCUACUUUUUCAUCAACCCUCGUGUGGAGGAUGAAACGAGGACCGUCCAGCAUAAAAGGCUACUAUUGUUCAAUAGAUAUCCUUAUUUCCAUGCAUAUAUGGUUCUAGGAUACAAAAUACCGCUGCAGAUGUUGUACCUGGUGAACUUAUUACUCGGUGGGUUGUUCUCAGAGCUCCACAAUAAGCUCAAUCGAGACUACAAUUUCUUCAUGCUUCUAGCCAAGUUGUAUGCCCCGUUUGCCUUCUUCAAGGCAUGGUGA